AACUUCUACUAGUGCAACUUAAAAUCGCCUGUUAUUUCGAUUUCUCCCAGUAGAAAUUCAAAUUUUAAUCUCUACUAGUAGAAUUUUAAAUUCUACUGAAUUUUAAUUUCUACUCCAACAUAUAUAUAAAUAUUCAUCGCUUGAAACAAAUGAAGGUGAUCGAUUGUUGACAUAUGAGAAGAUAAACUUCUUUCUGAUUAACAACUGAGUAAUGACCGACUACUUUCACAUGAAAUAUUUUACAUCAAAAGUAUGCAGAGAUAUUCCUGUUAAAGUUAUUUUCUGCAGCAUAUGGCAAAAAAGUCUACUGCAUAUUACCAUCUGAUACAAAACAUAUUUUCACAUAUUCUCGCCUAAAUCUUACUAAAGGUCAUCAUCUAUUUGAUUCUUCGUAUGUGAGUCACUGUUCAUAAUAUAUUUCCAAAUUUUUCAACAUUUUCAUGGCUGAAAUUGAGAAACAUAAUUUUUCUUUUAUCAUAGAUUCUACCUAUAAUUGUCUUUUUGUUUCUUUCAAAUAUGCAUUUUGAUUUAGUUGAUUAAUCAUUUUGUUCAUAUGAAAGACAUGGAUAAGAUUUUUUUCUAUGUUCAGGUUGGCCUAUGAGUGCAUCUGGAACAGUUCAGACUAAUUGGACUGCUACUUGGUAUGGUGUCAUUGAAGCCUAUCCGGAAGGUGUAUUAGGCAAUGGCUGGAAUGUGACAUUUGAGAUUGGACCCUAUCCAACGGUUGAUAACAGUUGCACCACGUGGCGAAGCAUUUUUAAAGAGAACGGUACAAUUAAAGAUACUAAAGACAAUCGUCUCUGCCGAGGACGUGGUCCUGAUGAUCUCUAUAUUGAAGACGGUCGUAGUGGUGACAAGGUAGCAGUACGAUGGAUUCAUAACGUGUUAGUGUCAUCAUUUAAAUUUAAUGGUGUAUUUGCCGUCGUCAGCAUGCGAAUGCGUGGAGAUAUCCUUGAAGAAGAGAUUUUAAUUACUGAUGACAGUCCCGCUAUUCAAAAUGUCAUGGUGUCUGUACGAGUGCAUAAUUUAGCUUUUUGA
Molecule: messenger RNA, 1038 nt
Organism: Rotaria sordida
Lineage: Eukaryota; Metazoa; Rotifera; Eurotatoria; Philodinida; Philodinidae
Source: the annotation of a GenBank genome assembly